UAGCCAUUAAUAAAUAGCCACACCCAUUUACAAUUAUUAUGCUCACGUGAUCCUAACGUCGUCUCCACGUUUUCUUGAGUUUAUAGUCGUGGAGGUGAAGGUGACUCAAGAUGUCAUUGUUGCAUCCAUUGAUACAAAGACAGCCACACCCUUUCCCCUACCACGAGCCACUGCCAGAAGAGAUACUGGAGGAUAAAGCUAAGAAAUGGCAGCAGCUCCAGUCCAAGAGGUACAGCGAAAAGAGGAAGUUUGGUUUUGUUGAGGCCCAGAAGGAGGACAUGCCUCCAGAACACGUCCGUAAGAUCAUACGGGACCAUGGGGACAUGACUCACAAGAAGUUCCGGAAUGACAAGAGAGUGUACCUGGGGGCCCUGAAGUACAUGCCUCAUGCGAUGAUGAAGCUAUUAGAGAACAUGCCAAUGCCGUGGGAACAGAUCAGAGACGUGUCAGUGAUAUACCACAUCACCGGAGCAAUCACCUUUGUUAAUGAGAUACCCUGGGUCUCUGAACCUAUCUAUAUUGCGCAAUGGGGCACUAUGUGGAUCAUGAUGAGACGUGAGAAGAGAGACAGGCGUCACUUUAAAAGGAUGAGGUUUCCUCCCUUUGAUGAUGAGGAGCCUCCCCUGGACUAUGCUGAUAAUGUGUUGGACGUUGAACCUCUGGAGGCCAUACAAAUGGAUCUUGAUGAGGAGGAGGACUCAGCAGUCUACGACUGGUUCUACGACCACAAACCAUUAGUGGGAACAAAGUUCGUGUGUGGCUCCUCCUACCGUACUUGGAACCUCUCUUUAUCAAUUAUGUCAACACUCUAUCGUCUUGGAAACCAGCUACUCACUGAUCUUGCUGAUGAUAAUUAUUUUUAUUUAUUUGACAUGAAGUCUUUCUUCACUGCUAAGGCACUCAAUCUUGCUAUACCAGGUGGUCCGAAAUUUGAACCUCUAAUUAAAGAGCACCAGGAAAUAGGUGACGAGGACUGGAACGAGUUCAAUGACAUUAAUAAGAUUAUCAUUCGCCAGCCAAUCAGGACCGAGUACAGGAUCGCCUUUCCUUAUUUGUACAAUAACCUUCCGCUCUAUGUCCACCUCUCCUGGUAUCAUUACCCCACUGUGGUCUUCAUAAAGACUGAGGAUCCCAAUUUACCAGCUUUUUAUUUCGACCCUUUAAUUAAUCCAAUAUCUCAUCGCCAUGCUGUGAAAAUUGAGGAGCCUGAACCUGACGAAGAUGAGGAGUUCUUUCUUCCUGAUUACGUGGAACCAAUCCUGAGUGACACGCCCCUUUAUACUGAUAACACUUCCAAUGGUAUUGCUCUCCUCUGGGCACCACGCCCCUUUAACUUGAGGGCGGGGCACUCUCGUAGAGCUGUUGAUGUUCCCCUGGUUAAGAUGUGGUACCAGGAGCACUGCCCCCCUAACCAGCCGGUUAAAGUUAGGGUCUCCUAUCAGAAAUUAUUAAAAAUAUUUGUACUGAACUCCUUGAAACACAGACCACCUAAAGCAAUGAAGAAAAGGUAUCUGUUUCGUUCUUUCAAGCAGACCAAGUUCUUCCAGUCGACAAAGUUGGACUGGGUAGAGGCUGGUCUCCAGGUCUGUCGUCAAGGUUACAACAUGCUGAACUUGCUGAUCCAUCGGAAGAACCUAAACUACCUUCACCUUGAUUACAACUUCAACCUAAAGCCGGUCAAGACACUCACGACUAAGGAAAGGAAGAAGUCUCGGUUUGGUAACGCCUUUCACUUGUGCCGUGAGAUCCUUCGAUUGACUAAACUUGUGGUUGACUCACACGUGCAGUACAGACUAGGGAAUGUGGACGCCUACCAGUUAGCCGACGGUAUCCAGUACAUAUUCUCUCACAUUGGCCAGCUGACUGGUAUGUACCGCUACAAGUAUAAGCUAAUGAGACAAAUCAGAAUGUGUAAGGACCUGAAACACGUCAUAUACUACCGGUUCAACACAGGCCCAGUGGGCAAGGGACCUGGUGUUGGUAUUUGGGCCCCCGGCUGGAGGGUCUGGAUAUUUUUUAUGCGAGGGAUAGUCCCUCUCCUGGAGAGGUGGUUGGGGAACCUCCUCUCACGUCAGUUUGAGGGACGACACUCAAAGGGCGUGGCCAAGACUGUUACUAAGCAACGGGUGGAGAGCCAUUUUGACCUUGAGCUCAGAGCAGCUGUAAUGCAUGAUAUUCUUGACAUGAUGCCGGAGGGUAUCAAACAGAACAAAGCUCGUGUGAUACUCCAGCACUUGAGUGAGGCCUGGCGCUGCUGGAAGGCUAACAUACCCUGGAAGGUACCCGGUCUGCCGAUACCAGUCGAGAACAUGAUACUCCGUUAUGUAAAGUCCAAAGCUGACUGGUGGACCAACACUGCCCAUUACAAUAGAGAACGUAUCAGACGAGGAGCAACUGUUGAUAAAACCGUCUGUAAGAAGAACCUGGGUCGUCUGACUAGACUCUAUUUGAAAGCAGAGCAGGAGAGACAGCACAACUAUCUCAAGGAUGGCCCCUAUGUCACUGCAGAAGAGGCAGUGGCUAUAUACACUACUACUGUACACUGGCUGGAGAGCAGGAGGUUCUCUCCCAUUCCCUUCCCUCCUUUAUCCUACAAACAUGACACAAAACUGUUGAUAUUAGCCCUGGAGAGACUCAAGGAAGCUUACAGUGUUAAAAGUCGUUUGAAUCAGUCGCAAAGAGAAGAACUGGGGCUGAUAGAACAGGCUUAUGAUAAUCCUCACGAGACGCUCUCCAGAGUAAAAAGGCACCUGCUGACACAGAGGGCCUUUAAAGAGGUUGGUAUUGAAUUCAUGGACCUGUACAGUCACUUGAUCCCAGUCUAUGACGUGGAGCCGUUGGAGAAGAUUACUGAUGCAUACUUAGACCAAUACUUGUGGUAUGAGGCCGACAAGAGGAGACUGUUCCCUCCAUGGAUCAAACCAGCUGAUACUGAACCACCUCCGCUACUGGUCUACAAGUGGUGCCAAGGUAUUAAUAAUCUACAAGACGUGUGGGACACAGGGGAGGGUGAGUGUAACGUGAUGAUGGAGACUUCCUUUGAAAAGUUGUACGAGAAGAUUGAUCUAACUUUAUUGAAUCGACUGCUACGACUGAUUGUUGAUCAUAACAUCGCUGACUACAUGACGGCUAAGAACAACGUGGUCAUCAAUUAUAAGGACAUGAACCACACCAAUUCUUACGGUAUCAUAAGAGGACUCCAGUUUGCCUCGUUCGUAGUCCAGUAUUACGGGUUGGUUCUUGAUCUGCUGGUACUUGGUCUUCAAAGAGCUAGUGAAAUGGCAGGACCUCCUCAACUACCCAACGAUUUUUUAACCUACCAGGACGUGGACACUGAGACUGUCCACCCGAUCAGAUUAUACUCUCGUUACAUUGACAGGGUUCAUGUGUUCUUCAGGUUUUCAGCUGAUGAUUCCAAAGACCUGAUCCAGCGUUACCUGACGGAGCACCCUGACCCAAACAAUGAGAACAUUGUUGGGUACAAUAACAAGAAGUGCUGGCCGAGGGACUCCAGAAUGAGACUCAUGAAACAUGACGUGAACCUGGGUCGUGCUGUAUUUUGGGAGAUUAAGAACCGGCUCCCUCGCUCAGUGACGACCAUUCAGUGGGAGAACAGCUUUGUUUCGGUUUACAGCAAAGACAACCCCAACCUCCUCUUCAAUAUGGGCGGGUUUGAGGUGAGGAUACUCCCAAAGUGUCGGAUGAUGUACGAGGAAUUCACUCAUAAAGACGGAGUAUGGAACCUCCAGAAUGAGGUGACAAAGGAGAGGACUGCCCAGUGCUUCCUACGGGUGGACAACGACUCACUCCACAGGUUCCAUAACAGAGUGAGACAGAUACUGAUGGCAUCUGGAUCAACAACCUUCACUAAAAUUAUCAAUAAGUGGAACACAGCACUGAUUGGUCUGAUGACCUAUUUCAGAGAAGCAGUGGUCAAUACGCAAGAACUGCUGGACUUACUAGUAAAGUGUGAAAAUAAGAUUCAAACUCGUAUUAAGAUUGGUCUUAAUUCUAAAAUGCCUUCCAGAUUUCCCCCUGUGGUAUUUUAUACCCCCAAAGAGUUAGGAGGACUGGGAAUGUUAUCAAUGGGUCACGUCCUCAUUCCGCAGUCUGACCUGAGGUGGUCCAAACAGACCGACGUUGGUAUCACUCACUUCAGAUCAGGAAUGAGUCACGAUGAGGACCAACUGAUCCCUAAUCUAUACCGUUAUAUCCAGCCGUGGGAGAGUGAGUUCAUUGACAGUCAGAGAGUGUGGGCGGAGUAUAGACUAAAGAGACAAGAAGCUAAUGCUCAGAACCGGAGACUAACACUGGAAGACCUUGAGGACUCCUGGGACAGAGGGAUCCCAAGGAUCAACACCCUCUUCCAAAAGGACAGGCACACACUGGCCUAUGAUAAGGGAUGGAGGGUCAGGACCGACUUUAAGCAGUAUCAGGUACUCAAGCAGAAUCCUUUCUGGUGGACUCAUCAGAGACACGAUGGUAAACUAUGGAACUUGAAUAACUACCGGACUGACAUGAUACAAGCAUUAGGAGGAGUGGAGGGGAUACUGGAACACACCCUCUUUAAGGGCACUUAUUUCCCGACCUGGGAGGGGCUGUUUUGGGAGAAGGCGAGUGGGUUUGAGGAGUCAAUGAAGUACAAGAAGUUGACCAACGCCCAGCGCUCAGGACUGAACCAGAUACCAAACAGAAGGUUCACCCUCUGGUGGUCUCCUACCAUUAACAGAGCUAAUGUGUAUGUAGGUUUUCAAGUACAGCUGGAUCUCACUGGUAUCUUUAUGCAUGGAAAGAUCCCAACACUAAAGAUCUCACUGAUUCAAAUCUUCCGAGCUCACUUGUGGCAGAAGAUACACGAAAGUGUUGUCAUGGACUUGUGUCAGGUGUUUGAUCAGGAGCUGGACGCACUAGAGAUAGAGACAGUACAGAAAGAGACCAUUCACCCGAGGAAGUCUUACAAGAUGAACUCCUCAUGUGCUGACAUUCUUCUGUUCGCCUCUUACAAGUGGAACGUGUCAAAACCAUCUCUACUGGCUGAUUCAAAAGAUAUAAUGGACGCCACCACUACCCAGAAGUAUUGGGUAGAUGUACAGUUAAGAUGGGGUGACUAUGACUCUCAUGAUGUUGAAAGAUACGCUCGUGCCAAGUUCCUCGACUACACCACUGACAACAUGAGCAUCUACCCAUCACCCACCGGGGCCAUGAUUGGUAUUGAUCUCGCUUAUAAUUUACACAGUGCAUUUGGAAGUUGGAUCCCGGGAAUGAAACCUCUAAUCCAGCAGGCCAUGUCCAAGAUAAUGAAGGCUAACCCUGCCCUCUAUGUCCUGAGAGAAAGGAUUAGGAAAGCACUCCAGCUGUAUUCCUCUGAGCCAACGGAGCCUUACCUCUCCUCACAGAAUUACGGAGAGUUAUUCUCAAAUCAAAUCAUUUGGUUUGUUGAUGAUACCAAUGUUUACCGGGUUACCAUUCAUAAGACAUUUGAAGGUAAUUUAACUACAAAGCCAAUUAAUGGAGCCAUCUUUAUAUUCAAUCCACGUACUGGCCAGCUCUUCCUAAAGAUUAUCCACACUUCAGUGUGGGCGGGGCAGAAGCGUCUGGGCCAGCUGGCAAAAUGGAAGACAGCGGAAGAAGUGGCAGCUCUCAUUCGGUCACUGCCAGUGGAGGAACAACCCAAACAGAUUAUUGUAACCAGGAAAGGAAUGCUUGAUCCUCUAGAGGUUCACUUGUUGGAUUUUCCUAAUAUAGUAAUAAAAGGGAGUGAGUUGCAGCUGCCGUUUCAAGCCUGUUUGAAGGUAGAGAAGUUAGGUGAUCUUAUACUGAAGGCCACUGAGCCUCAGAUGGUGUUAUUCAAUUUAUAUGACGACUGGUUGAAGAGUAUUCCAUCAUACACUGCAUUCUCCAGACUGAUCCUCAUACUAAGAGCUCUUCAUGUCAAUACAGAACGGACUAAAGUGAUCCUUAAACCUGACAAGACAACCAUUACAGAGCCGCACCACAUCUGGCCAACACUUAAUGAUGAGGAAUGGAUCAGAGUUGAAGUAGCACUGAAAGAUCUUAUAUUAGCCGACUAUGGAAAGAAAAACAAUGUGAAUGUAGCUUCACUGACUCAGUCUGAGAUCAGAGACAUCAUAUUAGGAAUGGAGAUCAGUGCUCCUUCACAGCAAAGGCAGCAAAUUGCUGAAAUUGAAAAACAAACGAAAGAGCAAAGUCAACUUACCGCAACAACAACCCGGACCAUUAACAAGCACGGAGAUGAGAUCAUCGUCACGACGACCAGCAACUAUGAGAGACAGACCUUCUCCUCCAAGACUGAGUGGAGAGUGAGAGCCAUUUCAGCAACUAACCUUCACCUCAGGACCAAUCAUAUAUAUGUGUCAUCAGACGACAUUAAAGAAACUGGCUAUACUUACAUACUGCCUAAGAACAUACUCAAGAAGUUUAUUGUCAUAUCAGACCUGAGGACACAAAUCUGUGGUUACAUCUAUGGAGUGAGCCCUCCCGACAAUCCUCAGGUGAAGGAGAUCCACUGUAUAGUCUUGGUACCACAGUGGGGGACUCAUCAGUCUGUCCAUUUACCGAAUGCCUUACCUCACCACGAGUACCUCAAGGAUAUGGAACCGUUAGGUUGGAUACACACUCAACCCAACGAGCUCCCUCAGCUCUCACCUCAAGACGUUACUCUACACGCUAAGAUAAUGGCGGAGAACCCAUCGUGGGAUGGAGAGAAAACCAUCGAUAUUACAUGCAGUUUUACACCUGGAUCAUGUUCUCUAACGGCCUACAAGCUGACACCCUCGGGCUAUGAGUGGGGGCGGUCCAAUAAAGACUCCAGUAACAACCCUCAAGGCUAUCUACCCUCCCACUAUGAGAAGGUUCAGAUGCUUCUCUCCGAUAGAUUCCUCGGGUUCUUCAUGUGCCCCGCCCAGGGGUCCUGGAACUAUAAUUUCAUGGGUGUCCGUCAUUCUCCUACCAUGAGUUACGAGUUGAUUCUCUCUAAUCCUAAGGAGUUUUAUCAUGAGGUCCAUCGACCCACCCACUUCCUUAACUUUAGUAACAUUAGCGGGGAGAGUGCUGAGUCAGCAGACAGGGAGGACAUGUAUGCAUGAACAAUUAACAUUUUUAAUUAAUUAAUUAAUAAUUAUUAUUAGCUCAUGAUUUCUUUUUUAGUUGUAAUUUCUAUUAUAAUUUUGUUGGAAACAAAAUCAUUAUUAUUGGCACAAUCCCCGCCCUUCAUAAUUUAA
Amphimedon queenslandica is the source of this 7241-nucleotide messenger RNA. Its product is annotated as pre-mRNA-processing-splicing factor 8. The record is from RefSeq and is a predicted model, not a curated record. Bases 111 to 7106 code for a protein of 2331 amino acids. NCBI's taxonomy places the organism in Eukaryota, Metazoa, Porifera, Demospongiae, Haplosclerida, Niphatidae. The transcript is spliced from 39 exons. Gene Ontology annotation, cellular component: catalytic step 2 spliceosome; U5 snRNP. Gene Ontology annotation, biological process: spliceosomal tri-snRNP complex assembly; mRNA splicing, via spliceosome. Gene Ontology annotation, molecular function: metallopeptidase activity; pre-mRNA intronic binding; U2 snRNA binding.